Molecule: messenger RNA, 1167 nt
Organism: Protopterus annectens (West African lungfish)
Lineage: Eukaryota; Metazoa; Chordata; Ceratodontiformes; Protopteridae
Gene: HSPB6
Product: heat shock protein family B (small) member 6
Exons: 3
Coding region: 179-682 (167 amino acids)
Biological process (GO): protein refolding; response to heat
Molecular function (GO): structural constituent of eye lens; protein folding chaperone
Source: RefSeq, a predicted model, not a curated record
CUUCACUAACAGUGUCAGUGGUGUGAAAGAGUCCCUAACUGAAUUUUCUAGAUCGUUCUGCUAUGGUAUAUAUAAGCACUUGUGUGAGCGCUGCGAAGUAAUAACGACGGAGGUUUUUGUUUUGAGCAUUGGUAUUUUUCUGUAACGGUUUGCGUUUUUUGCAGUUUUAGAGGACAUAAUGGAGCUGACUAUUCAUCAGCCUUGGAUGCGCAGAUCUCCCUUUUCUUUUCCCUCGUGGCCAAGUCGCAUCUUUGAUCAGCACUUUGGAGAAGGCUUACUGGAGUCUGAUUUGUUGUCUUCUUUAAUGUGGAGACCACCUUUAAUGCGCGUCCCAAGUUGGGCGGAAACUGGACUUUCUGAGUACAAACUGGAUAAGGACAAAUUCUCUGUUCACCUUGAUGUCAAGCAUUUUGCACCUGAAGAGCUCACUGUAAAGGUUGUGAAUGACUUUGUUGAAGUACAUGCAAAACACGAGGAGGUCCAGGAUGAGCAUGGAUUUGUAUCACGGGAGUUUCAUAGACGAUACAAAAUCCCAGAAGGUGUUGAUGCAGCUGCAGUUACAUCUUCGCUGUCACCUGAAAGGGUACUCUCAAUUUCGGCACCUACGAAGAGCAUUAAACCUGCAGAGGAGCGCAGCAUCCCAAUCACUCUCCAAGAUAAACCUGCUGAAAAAAAGAAAUGAACUGUAAAGAUAGGGCAUUAAAAACUUCAUUUUGCAUGGUGGGUGGUGGUGGGGUUAAGCAUAAUAUAGCACAAGAGCUUCAUGUGCAGGAUAGAUGUUGGCCUAGCAACUGAAUCCUUGUAUGACUGUCAAGAUUUGGGUUAAAACCUGAACAAGUGACAGUAUUGAACUGCUUAGCCAUUUCCAUGCUGCAUAGCACUCGCAGUGUUUUGCUAUGUGUCACACGUAAUGAACAGGUGUAUUUUGGCAUUUAUGGCUUCCUAUUAAUGUGGGAUAGAUGUACUGCAACCUGAUUCUAAUUUUCUUUGGGGAAAUACUGAUGGAAGUUGUGUAGCCUGUGAGGAAAUGGAAUUUUUCACUGUACAUAAAAUCUAGUUUGUAUGUGCCUCAAACAUUCUAGUCUCUUAAGGAUGCUUGGCUGUACACUUUAAGAAAUGUUAUUUUCAGUUCUGUGUAAUUUAAUAAAUCACUUAUUUUCAAACUAA